Colossoma macropomum (tambaqui) is the source of this 2508-nucleotide messenger RNA. RefSeq names its product isocitrate dehydrogenase [NAD] subunit gamma, mitochondrial-like. Gene Ontology annotation, biological process: isocitrate metabolic process; tricarboxylic acid cycle. The transcript has 13 exons. Gene Ontology annotation, molecular function: oxidoreductase activity, acting on the CH-OH group of donors, NAD or NADP as acceptor; magnesium ion binding; NAD binding. The coding region runs from base 324 to 1502 and encodes 392 amino acids. Gene Ontology annotation, cellular component: mitochondrion. The record is from RefSeq and is a predicted model, not a curated record. Lineage: Eukaryota; Metazoa; Chordata; Actinopteri; Characiformes; Serrasalmidae.
CUUACUAAAUGUCUAUUUAAUUUUUUCCAGUAGCGAAAACGGGCUUCCAUGGUUUACAUCUUGGCAAGAGAACCAUGCUGAAAUUUUGAAAAAUCGCUGGAAUUCCCCUUUCCGUUUAUAAUAAAAACGCCAUCAAUAGCCCAACCCUGACAGCAGGUGGCACUAAUGUGAAGGACAUGGCCAAAGCCAAAAUAUUCCACAAGGAUUUUCCCUCUGCGGAGCCUGAAAACAGCGCUUGUAAUGUGCCGGGGUUUCUCGGGUUAGUCAGGCCUACCGAAGGACAGAGUCAGUGAAGAGCUGUUAUUCAUACAUUCGGAUGCAAAAUGUCAGCUGCCAGGUCAGUCCUGUCGCUCCCCAAGAUACUGCAGCCAUGGACCGGACUAAAGGGCAGCACGGUCAGUGUGAUGAGACCAGUCAUAUGCACUAGGAGAGAGAAGUCCUCAUACACUCCUCCUCCUGCUAAGUACGGAGGCCGGCACACGGUGACCCUGAUUCCUGGAGAUGGGAUUGGACCUGAACUCCUGAAUCAUGCCCGAGAGCUCUUCAGGUUUUGCUGCGUCCCUGUGGAUUUUGAGGUGGUGACCGUGGAUUCAUCGGUUAUUUCUGAGGAGGAGAUUAAUAACGCUGUCACGGCUAUCAGACGCAAUGGAGUUGCGCUGAAGGGAAACAUUGAGACCAAUCACAACCUUCCUCCCUCUCAUAAAUCCAGGAACAACUUGCUACGCACGUCUCUGGACCUGUAUGCUAAUGUAAUGCACUGUCAGACUUUGCCUGGAGUCCAGACCCGCCACAAAGACAUAGACAUCAUCAUCAUCAGAGAGAAUACUGAAGGAGAGUACAGCAGCUUGGAGCAUGAGAAUGUCCCAGGAGUGGUGGAGAGUCUGAAGAUCAUCACUCGGGUGAACUCAUUGCGGAUUGCUGAGUACGCCUUCAAACUAGCCAGAGAGAAAGGUCGCCGCAGGGUCACGGCCGUACAUAAGGCCAACAUCAUGAAGCUGGGUGAUGGCCUCUUCCUCCAGUGCUGUAAGGAGGUGGCAGCGGGAUAUCCUGAUAUUACUUUUGACAACAUGAUUGUGGACAACACCACCAUGCAGCUGGUCUCCAAGCCCCAACAGUUUGAUGUGAUGGUGAUGCCGAACCUGUACGGUAACGUGGUGAGCAACGUGUGUGCCGGACUCGUUGGUGGUCCUGGCCUGGUGCCGGGGGCCAACUAUGGCAAGGACUACGCUGUCUUUGAGACGGCCACGAGGAACACUGGGAAAAGCAUUGCUAACAAGAACAUUGCAAACCCCACUGCUACCCUGCUGGCAAGCUGCCUGAUGCUGGAUCAUUUAGGGCUUCAUGACUACGCCAGCAUGAUUCGAAAAGCCAUCCUCAAAACGCUUUCAGAGACUCGGUUGCACACAGCUGACCUCGGGGGUCAGGGCACAACUUCUGAGGUGGUGCAGUCAAUCAUGCUGGAGGUUCAGAAAGGCGGACCCCUCACUUCUGAAAAGAUCUGAACACACACUUCACCUCAAGCCCAGGUAGAAGUCUUCAAUCAAUAGAUUUUUUUUAAUUGCAUUUGUUUUGUGUGUGUGUGUAAAUGAGUGUGUACUCACAGCCUUACAACUGUAAAGGUAUGAGAUCAUAUUUUUUAUUUAAAUUGAUUUCAUAUGAUAUAUAUACACCAGGAUUACACUUUGAAAACUGUAAACAGUGACUACAAAUUAGCACUGAAGUAUACAUUUGUAUUGAGAAAUUGGUUUUAAAACAGCUUACAUGUGCAGGUAUCAAGCUCAGAUACAGUGGUGCUGUUGGUAAAGAUGAGCAAAAACGGCUGUGAAAAAAUCAGCUGAAAAUAUGGGAAAAAUCAGAUGUUUUAGAAAGGCAAAAUUAUAGCCAUCUGUGGCCAGGAGUCCAAGCGCAUUGAGUUGUCCAGUGACGUUGCAUUAGCAGCAGUUCAGAAAGAUGCUGUGGCUGACUUACGUUGUCGGGGAGACCUAUCUAUCAGGUGGGAACUCGCCGUGAGUACAUUGAGUAAAAACUGGGUAUAAAUGCAAAUAUUUAAAAAAAAAAAAAACAGAACAAAAAAAACUUUUUUGCUCAUCUUUACAAAGGGCCAAUAAUUCUGCCCCAAUGUAGCAGUUGAUAAAUAUCACAGCCAUUUUAAGACUAAUAGACAAGUUACAAACCCAGUUGGAAGAAUAUCAAUCACAGAAGGUGAACACAACACUCAGUACAGACUUUCUCAGGCAUGGAAUACGACAACCGACCUCCUCCAGCAUUCUUGCACCUUUGCGAGGAUAAAGAACAGAUCCAUGGACAUAUUUAUCUGUGCUCUAUAUUCAAAUGUUACUGUAGUUUAAACAAGCUGUUACAUACUAUGCUAGUUUUGUUCGGUUUUGUUAUUAACUUACUGAUCAUCGUUUAGUUUGAUUGAUACCUGCUGAUCAUCCGAGCCAAAAUAAUUGAAGAAAUGUUAGGAAAUGUGAUUAUUUUAUUUAUUAUAAACAUGCAGGGAUAUCA